Molecule: messenger RNA, 582 nt
Organism: Salvia miltiorrhiza (redroot sage)
Lineage: Eukaryota; Viridiplantae; Streptophyta; Magnoliopsida; Lamiales; Lamiaceae
Exons: 2
Coding region: 1-582 (193 amino acids)
Source: RefSeq, a predicted model, not a curated record
AUGGUUUUGAUGGUGGAGGGAUUUGGGUGGCAGUGGCGGUGGUGGUGGCCGUUGCCGGAGGAAGGGUUGGGUUUGGGUGUUGGUGUUGCAGUGGUGGUGAUGGUUCAAGGCUUUACACGAGCUGUCAGCUCUGGUUCUGGAUAUAUAAUCAGAUCUCCAGCAGAUGACUCCGGCGGGAUGGAGGGGAGGUUUUCGCCUUCCGUUGCCGAAAAAGGGAUACAAAUAUCUAAAACUACUGGUGUCGAUGUGGGCUUGACGGCUGGUGGAUAUGAUAAUGGUCGAGGUUUUGGGCCUGGAAGGGGUUGGGGUGGUGGCCAUGGCGGCGGCGGCAGGUUUGGCGGCGACUCUAGUGGUGGGGGUGGGUUUGGCGGCAGAGGAUUUGGUAAUAGCGGUGGUUGUGGGGUGGGUUUGGCGGAGGAGGAUUUGGUAAUGGUGGUGGUGCAUGGUGGUGGAAGUGGGUAUGAUUUUGAGGGAGGUAGUGGUGGAAGGUGGGGUACCGGUGGUGGUGGAGGCUCUGGCAUGGGCCAAGGUGGUGCUGGAUAUGGUUCGGGCUGUGACACCCGGGGACGAAGUGCGGAGUGA